Manis pentadactyla (Chinese pangolin) is the source of this 276-nucleotide messenger RNA. Its product is annotated as U6 snRNA-associated Sm-like protein LSm5. Gene Ontology annotation, molecular function: RNA binding. Gene Ontology annotation, cellular component: U6 snRNP; Lsm1-7-Pat1 complex; U4/U6 x U5 tri-snRNP complex. Gene Ontology annotation, biological process: mRNA splicing, via spliceosome. Lineage: Eukaryota; Metazoa; Chordata; Mammalia; Pholidota; Manidae. The record is from RefSeq and is a predicted model, not a curated record.
AUGACAGCUAAUGCUACCACCAACCUGUCCCAGCUACUACCUCAAGAGCUUGUGGAUAAAUGUUAGAUAGGGUCAGGAACUCACACUUUGAUGAAGAGUGAUCAGGAAAUUGUUGGCGUGCUUCUAGGAUUGGAUCACUUUGUCAGUAGGGUACUAGAGGAUGUCACCGAGUUUGAAAUCACCCCAGAAGGAAGGAUUGCUAAAUUAGAUCAGAUUUUGCUAAAUAGAAAUAAUAUAACAAUGCUUGUUCCUGGAAGAGAAAGACCUAAAGUAUGA